Molecule: messenger RNA, 663 nt
Organism: Kluyveromyces lactis
Lineage: Eukaryota; Fungi; Ascomycota; Saccharomycetes; Saccharomycetales; Saccharomycetaceae
Product: SH3 domain-containing protein
Exons: 1
Coding region: 1-663 (220 amino acids)
Biological process (GO): protein transport to vacuole involved in ubiquitin-dependent protein catabolic process via the multivesicular body sorting pathway
Cellular component (GO): ESCRT-0 complex
Molecular function (GO): protein binding
Source: RefSeq, a predicted model, not a curated record
AUGCCAUCAGUGGAAGAAAGUGUAGCUACAAUUAAGUCAGAGUUGAAGUAUUUGAAGGAGCAAGGUGCAUUAGCAGAGUUAGCAUAUAAGGAUAUUGAAUCGUUGUUACCAAGAGUAAGACCACAACCACCAGUAGCAGAUACGAUGGGUCAAAAUAACGAGAUUGUGGAAGCACUAUAUGCAUUUCAACCACAACAGGAUGGUGAUUUAGCUUUGAAACCGGGAGAUAAGAUCGAGAUCUUGGAAAAGUUAAGUCCUGAGUGGUACAAGGGCAAAUGCAAUGGUCAAGUCGGUGUGUUCCCAAGCAAUUAUGUGAAGUCAGUUGACACGAAAGAUGUCGAAAAGAGAAGCUCUUCUGCAACUCCGGUUGCAAAUCUGCCUCAAUAUGCGGCAUAUACUCCACCUGGACAGCAGAUGCAAGUUCAGCCGCCAGUACAACAACAAUCACCAUUCCCACCACAGUUUACCGGUUAUUACCAGCAACCAGUGCAACAACAGCCAAUGCAACAAUACCCUCAACAGCAGCCUCAAGAACAACCUCAAGAACAAAGCAGUCAUCAAGGCUCCGCAGCAUUUAAGAAGUUCGGAAGUAAAUUGGGAAAUGCUGCCAUUUUUGGUGCCGGUGCCACCAUUGGUUCUGAUUUGGUGAACAGCAUCUUUUAG